CGAACUCAGUUCCCUCGAGAGCAAUCGCACGUUAAAGGAAGUCGGUAAUUGUCCAGACGACACGAACAAGUACGUCCCCAUGCCCACCAAAACCAGACCUCACUCCCUCCCUCCAUUGAAGAACCUCCCCGAAAACCUUCUUCAAAUCCUGUCCAUGGCCGUUCUCGGCAGCCGCCACCACCGUCUUCGCCUCACCUUCCUCUUCUUCGCCGCCGUCUUCAACUGCAACGGCGCUCUCUCUCCCUCACCUCCCACACCCAACCGUCAACUCCUCUUCCUGCUCCCGCUCAAGACCCAGAACAUACCAAGCCUCUCCUCCUCCCUCCCGAGAGCAAGAGCCUCCGCCGAGGGCAGGCUCCCCUUCCGACACAACAUCACCCUCACCGUCUCCGUCUCCGUCGGGUUCCCGCCGCAGCCCGCCACCAUGGUCCUCGACACCGGCAGCGAGCUCUCCUGGCUCCGCUGCAGCUCCCCGAAGGUGCAGCAGCCCGUCUUCCACCCGCUCGCCUCCAAGUCCUACUCCCCCGUCCCCUGCUCUUCCCCGACCUGCGCGGCCCAGACGCGAGACCUGCCCGUGCCAGCUUCCUGCGACCCGAGCAAGCUUUGCCAUGUCAUCGUCUCCUACGCCGACGCCUCCUCCGCGGAGGGUACCCUCGCUUCGGACGCCCUCCUGAUCGGCCCGUCGGCCCGGCCCGGUUUCCUUUUCGGGUGCAUGGAUUCGGGCCAGAGCAGCAGCCCGGACGAGGACGCCAGGACCACCGGGCUGAUGGGCAUGAACCGCGGGUCCCUGUCCCUCGUGACCCAGAUGGGCCUCGGCAAGUUCUCCUACUGCAUCUCGGGCCUCGACUCCUCCGGCGUCCUGCUGUUCGGGGACGCGGGCUUCGAUUGGGUCGGGCCCCUGAACUACACCCCGUUGGUCCAGAUCUCAACCCCGUUACCCUAUUUCGACCGGGUGGCGUACACGAUCCAAAUGGACGGCAUCAAGGUCUCGGGCAAAGUCCUGCCCCUCCCGAAGUCCGUGUUCGAGCCCGACCACACCGGGGCGGGCCAGACCAUGGUCGACUCGGGCACCCAGUUCACUUUCCUCCUCGGGCCGGUGUACGCUGCAUUAAAGAACGAGUUCUCGAGACAGACUCGGGGCUCGGCGAGAGUCCUAAACGACCCGAACUUCGUGUUCCAAGGAGCCAUGGACCUGUGCUACCUGGUCCCUUCGGCUCGGCCUGAGUUGCCCGAACUGCCCGAGGUGAGGCUGGUUUUUCGGGGGGCCGAGAUGAGCGUGCCGGGCCGGAGGCUACUGUAUCGGGUGCCCGGAGAGUGGAGGGGGAGUGAUUGGGUGUAUUGCUUCACGUUCGGGAACUCCGAUCUGCUGGGGGUGGAGGCGUUUGUGAUUGGUCAUCACCAUCAGCAGGACAUGUGGAUGGAGUUUGAUUUGGAGAGGUCACGGGUCGGGUUCGCUGAGGUUAGGUGCGAUCUUGCUAGUCAACGGCUUGGCUUAGGUUAGGGGGCGUGUGAUGUAGGUAGGUCAACCUAGAGUGGGACCAA
Molecule: messenger RNA, 1542 nt
Organism: Rhodamnia argentea
Lineage: Eukaryota; Viridiplantae; Streptophyta; Magnoliopsida; Myrtales; Myrtaceae
Product: aspartic proteinase PCS1-like
Exons: 1
Coding region: 80-1501 (473 amino acids)
Biological process (GO): proteolysis
Molecular function (GO): aspartic-type endopeptidase activity
Source: RefSeq, a predicted model, not a curated record